Molecule: messenger RNA, 363 nt
Organism: Nycticebus coucang (slow loris)
Lineage: Eukaryota; Metazoa; Chordata; Mammalia; Primates; Lorisidae
Product: protein S100-A10-like
Exons: 1
Coding region: 70-363 (97 amino acids)
Cellular component (GO): cytoplasm
Source: RefSeq, a predicted model, not a curated record
CUGUUCGCAGCCCCACGCCCCAGCCAGCUAGCGUCCCCCGCGCCUCUUGACCCAGUAGAUCUCACCAAAAUGCCAUCUCAGAUGGAGCACGCCUUGGAAACCAUGAUGUUCACCUUUCACAAAUUUGCUGGGGAUAAAGGCUACUUAACGAAGGAGGACCUCAGAGUGCUGAAGGAGAAGGAGUUCCCAGGAUUUUUGGAAAAUCAAAAAGACCCUCUGGCCUUAGACAAAAUAAUGAAGGACCUGGACCAGUGCCGAGAUGGCAAAGUGGGCUUCCAGAGCUUCUUUUCCCUAAUUGCGGGCCUCACCAUUGCGUGCAAUGACUAUUUUGUAGUACACGUGAAGCAGAAGGGAAAGAAGUAG